ACGCCACUUCCUCCAGACACACUAAGAUGGCACCCACCAGAAAGCAACACGCGAGUUUGGGGUUUGAAAUACCAUCCGGAUUUACAGCGAUCCCAGUAAAGUUUCAGCUGACCAGUAAGUCCCACCAUUACCUUUAUGUGAAGGAGCACAGGGUGCGAUCUGAGAACAACACCAAAAGGCCGCUGGACAGGACUCUCUUUGUGCUCAACAUCCCCCCCUAUUGCCCGGAGGAAUGUUUGUACCGAAUUCUGUCCCCCUGCGGUCUGAUCCAGUCCAUAGAACUGAAGGAGAAGCCCGGCCCAGAAGAGGAACCAGAACCAGAACCAGCACCAUCCAAACACUUCAGAACCCAGAGCAGCAAGGGUUUCCUCGUGGCUUACGUGGUUUUUAAAAAAGCCUCCAGUGUGACAGCAGCCAAAAAACUGAGACCGAAAGAAGCCAUCGUUCUGUCAACGGAGAAACAACCAAUCAAAACAGGCCUGCAGAGGUGGGUGGCACAGUACAGCAGCGCCUCCCUUCUGCAGGCUGAUGAACUGCAGGCUGAGGUUGAUGCUUUCAUGCAGGCUCACGACAAGAGAGUGGCGGAGGAGUCCGCUCGUCUCGCGGAGGGAGACGGGGUCCCGGACGGGGAGGGCUGGGUGAAGGUGACUCGAGGGGGGCGUCGCCCGGCCCUCCCCCGAACCGAGGCGGCCAAUCUGAGAGCCGUGGAGGCGGAGCGUCGGAGGAGAGCCAAGAAAGAGCUGCUCAACUUCUACACCUGGCAGCACCGAGAGAGCAAGAGAGAGCACAUCGCAGAGCUGAGGAAGAAGUUUGAAGAAGACAAGCAGAGGAUCGCGAUGAUGAGAGAGCAGAGGAAAUUCAAACCUUACUGAGAGAGAGAGGAGAGGAGAGGAGAGGAGAACGGAGAGGAGAGGAGAGGGGAGAGGAGGGGAGAUUCAAACCUUACUGAGAGAGGAGAGGAGAGGAGAGAGAGGAGGAGAGAGGAGAGGAGAGGGGAGGGGAGAUUCAAACCUUACUGAGAGAGGAGAGAGGAGAGGAGGAGAGAGGAGGGGAGAUUCAAACCUUACUAGGAGAGGAGAGGGGAGAGAGGAGGAGAGAGGAGGGGAGAGGAGAUUCAAACCUUACUGAGAGAGAAGAUAAAGGAAAGAGAGAGAGGAGAUAGAGAGAGAGAAAGGAAGAGAGACACUCCGUUCAGCCCCUCAGAGCUCGUCCUGCAGCUGAUGGAUCUCAGAACUUUGUCAAGUCGGGUCUCGAAGGAUCCCAGCGAUUCAGCAUCAACAGCGUGGCUCCGUAACCCACGGCAACGCUUGGUAACCCUCGGUAACCCCCUCGCCCCCCCCCUUACAAAUUUCUAUGACACCCUCGUCCACACAGUCCCUUAUAAAGUCAUGUUUUAUUGUCGUAAGUGAUGAUUAAUUACUGUAACAAUAAUAAUAUUAAAAACACGAAAUGCAAUUUUUAUUUUUUUUUUAAAACACAAAAAACAAACUCUUGUUUAGUUUUGCUGUCAGAAGUCUAUUUCUUUAUUUUAUUGUCAAUAAUAAAUAGACAAAUUUAGACCCAA
Molecule: messenger RNA, 1564 nt
Organism: Acipenser ruthenus (sterlet)
Lineage: Eukaryota; Metazoa; Chordata; Actinopteri; Acipenseriformes; Acipenseridae
Product: ribosomal RNA-processing protein 7 homolog A
Exons: 7
Coding region: 27-872 (281 amino acids)
Biological process (GO): ribosomal small subunit assembly; rRNA processing
Cellular component (GO): UTP-C complex; CURI complex
Molecular function (GO): nucleic acid binding
Source: RefSeq, a predicted model, not a curated record